UGCCCAGGAGGCCAAGAUGACUUCUACCUUAUGGUUGGCAGGGGCACUAUGUUGUCUGACAUGGGUCCCAGGUCUGCUGGAAGCCAAGUCAUUGCUGAGUGUUAUGAAGCAGGAAGAGAUGGUUCCUGUCAGUGCUGUCAGUAUCGACUCUGAGAAAGCCAAUGACUUCCUGACUCACUCCAGACCAAAGCGCAAUGUGGACCCCAAAUGGUACAGGAACCAGCCAGACUUCCAGGCUUACUACCGCUACUACAGCAGCAUCGGACACACUGAGGGGCUGUAUGAGAUUGACAAACUGAGGAUGCUGUACCAGCAGAUGAGGUACCUGGAGCACACAUAUGGUCCCAAUGCCUCUUACUUCCAAAGCAAAUUGGGAGUGCCUGUCAUCAUGUGCGACCCAGCCACAGACAAGAAAUGCAAACCGCCUCCCCCUCCUCCCCCUGCCCCGAUGAAAGGGGCCCCAAAGCCCACAGAGCCCCCUCCCCCUCCUCCUCCGGCCAUCUCCCAGGCUGACGUGCUAUACCUCUGCAACAAGAAAGACCCCCUCUGCAAGCCCCAUAUUGUCUACCUCCCCAGCGGCGCCGUGCCCGUGCUCUGUGACCCCCGCUACCACCCUCACUGCACGCCCCAAAAGGCCCCCGCCCCGGUGGCUGUGCCCCAGCACCCUCCACCUCCUCCACCAAAGAAGGCCGCCCCACCUCCUCCACCAAUCCUCAUUAAAAAGUCUCACCCACCACCACCACCACCAGCCCCCAUCCGCACCUUCAAGGGCAUGGAGUACGACUGUGACCCCUACUGGGAUCCUGACUGCCUGAUCGACCACCCACCCAGGCCGGUCAAGGGGAAGGUGGUACUCCCCCCACCCCCUCCACCUCCAGUGGAAGAGGAGGAGGAGGAGGAGCCCGUGGAGGAGCCAGCUCCUCCUGCACCCAUCGCCAAGAAAGUGUCUCUCUACCCCUACCCUUACUACUUCCCCAUGCCCUACGACCCCAGGGAUGAUCUGUAUGACCCAGUCCGCUUCCAGUACCCCCAGCCCGCAGCUGCUGCUGAUGAACCAGUCCAGGACAGUGAGUAG
Messenger RNA from Myripristis murdjan (pinecone soldierfish), 1075 nucleotides. RefSeq names its product actinodin4 (gene and4). Lineage: Eukaryota; Metazoa; Chordata; Actinopteri; Holocentriformes; Holocentridae. The record is from RefSeq and is a predicted model, not a curated record. The transcript has 5 exons. Bases 17 to 1075 code for a protein of 352 amino acids.